Molecule: messenger RNA, 2151 nt
Organism: Conger conger (European conger)
Lineage: Eukaryota; Metazoa; Chordata; Actinopteri; Anguilliformes; Congridae
Gene: slc26a11
Product: solute carrier family 26 member 11
Exons: 17
Coding region: 362-2143 (593 amino acids)
Biological process (GO): transmembrane transport
Cellular component (GO): membrane
Molecular function (GO): secondary active sulfate transmembrane transporter activity
Source: RefSeq, a predicted model, not a curated record
UUUCAAAGGAGAAAAAAAUCUGUUCUGUAAAAAAAAGGUGUUGACCAUUUUCUUCACACGUCGGCCAAAGUAACCUGCUGGACCGAUUCGCUGAAAUCAUUCCAAAAUGUUGAAAUUUAAAGGAAUACGAAAACGGGCAAUGUAGUUUCACCGGAGCUUAGUAGAACAGACGAAUACACUGGGUAAAAGAUGCUGUGUUUGGGGUUUUGACGGGACUAAAAGGAUUGACGUGAAUAAAUGAUUCCCGCGGACAAGAUGCGACACUUUUACCGAUUCAGUUAACUUGGAGCCGGUUGAACAUACCGCGCUGAAUUGAGCCAACGGCACUAUCUGACUUUAUACGGCGGGGAGGCCUGUGAGUAUGAUGCAGCCUUUGGUAGAGCGCCCCCUACGGGCUGAGGGUUCUGUGCGGGACCGACUGGCUGCCUGCUUCUCCAUGGCAACCCUGAAGAAGUGGCUGCCCAUCCUGGGGUGGUUGCCCAGGUACAACCUCACCUGGCUGCAGAUGGACCUGAUCGCCGGGGCAACGGUGGGCCUGACGACUGUACCUCAGGCCCUGGCCUACGCCGAGGUGGCUGGACUACCUGUACAGUUUGGCCUGUACUCCGCCUUCAUGGGGGGGUUCAUCUACUGCGUUUUCGGGACGUCGAAGGACAUCACGCUGGGCCCCACCGCCAUCAUGUCCCUGCUGUGCUCCUCCUACGUCCGCCAGGACCCCGUGUACGCCGUGCUGCUGACCUUCCUCUGCGGGGUCAUACAGGCCUCCAUGGCCAUCCUCAGGCUGGGUUUCCUCCUGGACUUCAUCUCGUACCCGGUGAUCAAAGGCUUCACCUGCGCGGCGGCCGUCACCAUCGGCUUCAGUCAGAUCAAGAACUUGCUGGGGCUGCGGGAUAUUCCACAGCAGUUCUUCCUGCAGGUGUACUACACCUUCCGCAGUCUCCCCCAGGCCAGGGUAGGGGAUGCGGUUCUGGGUCUGUUCUGCCUGGUGCUGCUGGUGUCUCUGACGGUGAUGAAGCGGACCCUGGGCCCUGGCUCUGACGACCUGCCCGUCCACGUACGAGCAGCCCGGGGCCUGGUGCACGGCCUCGCCACGGUGCGUAAUGCCCUGGUGGUGGUCACAGCCACCUGUGUGGCGUACUCCUGGGAGCUCUCUGGCCACCACUCCUUCACCAUCACCGGGGAAACCGCACAGGGCCUGCCCCCGUUCCAGCCCCCGCCCUUCUCUGAAACCAUGGCCAAUGGCACAGUCAUCCACUUCUCUGAAAUAGCACAGGAUCUGGGUGCAGGCCUGGCUGUGAUUCCUCUCAUGGGUUUGCUGGAGAGCAUCGCCAUAGCCAAGGCCUUCGCCAGUCAGAACGACUACCGAAUCGACGGCAACCAGGAGCUGUUUGCGAUUGGUCUCACCAACAUCAUGGGCUCCUUCGUCUCCGCCUAUCCCGUCACCGGGAGCUUCGGCAGGACUGCAGUGAACUCCCAGUCCGGGGUGUGCUCUCCUGCCGGGGGCGUGGUCACUGGUGUGGUGGUGCUGCUGUCCCUGGCCUUCCUCAUGCCGCUGUUCUGCUACAUCCCCAAGGCCUCGCUGGCCGCGGUCAUCAUCUGCGCGGUCGCGCCCAUGUUGGACCUGUGUGUGGUCCCCAGGAUCUGGGCCGUCAGACGGCUGGACCUGCUGCCCUUCCUGGUCACCUUCCUGCUCAGCUUCUGGCAGGUGCAAUACGGCAUUGUGGGAGGGGUGCUGGUUUCCAUGGUGAUGCUACUGUAUGACAUCGCCAGGCCAAAGUUGAAGGUAUCUGACCACGAUAUUCUUGUAAUAGAGCUGAACAGUGGGCUGAACUUCCCAGCCACAGAGUACAUCAGUAAAGUGCUUUACACAGAGGCCCUGCUGGGCUCCUCAGCUCGCUCUGUGGUGCUGGACUGUGGGCACAUGAGCAGUCUGGACGUGACGGUGGUGGAGGAGCUCAGGGACCUGCUGCGGCAGUUUGAGCUCCGGGGGGCCGGCCUGGUGUUCUGCGGUCUGUCGCACGCGAUGCUGGAGGUUCUGUUGGCGGCGGAGCUUCCGGGUCUGAAGCACACUGAGAGUGUGGAGGCAGCUCUGCAGGCCCUCUCCGCGGAACCGGACCAAACUGAAGCCCUCCUGUCCAAAUGAGUCGGGGG